AUGGGGCUCUUAGAUGAUGACAAUGAAUAUGUUGAGGCCAUUAAAGAAGCAAGUUUUGAAGGACAUGCUGGGUAUCUGCGAGCGUUAUUUGCUACCUUGCUGUUGUCAAAUACACUUUCACGGCCAGAGUUUGUUUGGGAGAACACGUGGAAAUACUUAGCAGAUGAUAUUUUAUACAGACGUAAAAAAGAAACAAAUAUUCAAGGUUUACUUCUUCCUGAACAUCAAAUUAAAAACCUUACUUUGUUGGAAAUUGAAAAAUAUUUACUUUCGAAUGGUUCGUCGUUACGAGGAUUUAACACGAUGCCUUUCCCUGAUGAUGAUUCGUUACGUGAUGCUACUAAUCAUGAACAACGAUCUGUUUUUGACGAAAUAAUGUCAGCAGUUGCAAGCCGUAAAGGAGGGUUAUUUUUCGUCUAUGGUUACGGUGGAACUGGAAAAACGUUUUUAUGGAAGACUUUGUCUUCAGCAGUUCGAUGUAGAGGUGAGAUAGUUUUAAAUGUUGCUUCAAGUGGCAUUGCUUCGUUAUUACUUUCUCGUGGAAGGACAGCCCAUUCUCGCUUCCAUAUCCCAAUUAAUCUGACUGAAGAUUCCAUGUGUCAUAUUAAGCCAAAUAGUGAUAUCACGAAAUUAUUAAAGGAAACUCAAUUGAUCAUAUGGGAUGAAGCACCGAUGGUCCAUAAACAUGCCUUUGAAGCUUUAGAUAGGACGAUGUCUGACGUAUUUUCUGACGGUAGGAGUAUUCGUUCUGAUGUUCCGUUUGGAGGGAAAGUUUUUGUAUUCGGCGGUGACUUUAGACAAAUCCUACCAGUUAUUCCUAAUGGUACUAGACAACAAAUAGUUUGUGCUUCUUUAAGCUCUUCAUAUAUAUGGUCAAAGUGCAAAUUGUUAAGGUUGACUAAAAACAUGCGCCUAACAAUUGGAGCUGAAAGUUCUGAUAUGGAGUCUAUCAGGGAGUUUGCGAAAUGGCUGCUUGAUAUUGGUGAAGGUAAGUUGGGAGAUGAUAACGAUGGUGAAGCAAUUAUUCAGAUACCAGAUGAUCUAUUAAUCACCGAUAAUUCUGAUCCAAUACAAAGCUUAAUUAACUUCGUCUACCCUUCAAUUAUGGAACAAUUUCGGAAUCCUGGUGAUGCUAAAGAGUAUUUGAGUUCCGAUAGCAUAUGUCAAACUGAACAAAUGCUUGAUUCAUUUCAAGAAGGUUUAUACUCAACGGAGAACUUAAAUGCUCUUAAGAUUUCAGGCUUGCCUAAUCAUAGAUUAGUUCUUAAAGUUGGUGUUCCUGUCAUGCUUCUCCGAAACAUCGAUCAACAAAAAGGUUUAUGUAACGGUACAAGGCUAAGAAUUACUUUUCUAGGCAAACGGGUAAUAGAAGCUGAAGUGAUAUCCGGCGGUAAUAUCGGCACAAGAGUUUUUAUUCCAAGACUUAAUAUGAUUCCGUCAGACAAAAAAAUACCAUUCGAAUUCCAACGAAGACAAUUUCCUUUAUCAGUUUGUUUUGCCAUGACAAUUAACAAGAGUCAAGGACAAUCCUUAUCAAAAGUUGGUCUGUAUUUGAAAGAUCCUGUGUUCACUCAUGGUCAGUUGUACGUUGCAUUAUCAAGGGUCAAGACCAGAGAAGGAGUUAAAAUAUUGAUAUUUGAUGCCGAGGGAAAACCAACAAAUAAGACGUCUAAUGUCGUCUAUAAAGAAGUCUUUGGUAGCUUAUAA
This is a messenger RNA of Helianthus annuus (common sunflower), 1707 nucleotides long. RefSeq names its product ATP-dependent DNA helicase pif1-like. The transcript is spliced from 4 exons. Lineage: Eukaryota; Viridiplantae; Streptophyta; Magnoliopsida; Asterales; Asteraceae. Gene Ontology annotation, biological process: DNA repair; telomere maintenance. The record is from RefSeq and is a predicted model, not a curated record. The coding region runs from base 1 to 1707 and encodes 568 amino acids. Gene Ontology annotation, molecular function: DNA helicase activity.